Messenger RNA from Exophiala mesophila, 1962 nucleotides. Its product is annotated as alpha-acetolactate decarboxylase. Gene Ontology annotation, molecular function: acetolactate decarboxylase activity. NCBI's taxonomy places the organism in Eukaryota, Fungi, Ascomycota, Eurotiomycetes, Chaetothyriales, Herpotrichiellaceae. Gene Ontology annotation, biological process: acetoin biosynthetic process. The record is from RefSeq and is a predicted model, not a curated record. Bases 95 to 799 code for a protein of 234 amino acids. The transcript has a single exon.
AUUUUUAUGUCCCUGUUUUCCUUUAUCUAGAUAUAGUACUCUGCACAAUUGGGUAGAAUAUUGUCAUCAUUCAGGUCAAGUCCCGUGAUACACCAUGGGUGACAAUCAGAUCUACCAGUUCUCCCUCGUUAAUGCCUUGAUGGCGGGAGUUUCUGACUCGGGCAUCUCGGUCGAGCAGCUUCUAGCCAAGGGCAAUCAAGGAAUCGGCACAUUCGCACAGAUGAAAGGAGAGCUUCUGAUGCUCGAUGGCAAGGUCUAUCAAUUGCUCGACGGCGGUCAAACGAGGGUAGCAGACAACACCGACUUGAUCCCUUACGCAGUGGCAACCAAUUUUGUCCCCCAAAGCACAUGUGAAGUGUCACUGAAAUCGAAAGACUCCAUCUACGAGCUGCUUGAACAGUUCCCGGAAUACUCAUCCAAUUUGUUCCUGGUCUUUCGCUUUGAUGGCCACUUCCAGUCUCUCAUAUGCCGGACGGUUAAGGGCCAAGAAUACGAGGGCCAGCCGCUGGCGGACGUUGGCAAGAACCAGCACGUCCAGCCGUACGAAAGUAUAGAAGGAACAAUCGUUGGCUUUCGCUCCCCCGAGAUUUGGCAGGGCUUCUUUGUGGCUGGUGAACACAUGCACUUCGUCAGCGCCGAUCGGCGAGAAGGUGGGCAUGUCCUGGAAGUGUCCGGUGGCCAGGGAAAACUCAGCAUUGCAGUCGCCAGGGAUAUUCACAUUGAGCUUCCAUCCUCGGAUGCAUUCAACAAAGCUUCACUGAGUGUAGAUGACGUCGGCAUCAAAGCAGUCGAAGGUUGAGUUGGUUGCACAACUUCUACUAUGCACCAGUGCCAUCUCUGCAGUCCCAGCAGCCAACUUUGUCAUCUAUGAUGGCGACCAGCCCAGACGAAAAUUAAUAACUUGGAUGCUCUUAUUAAACUUCUUGGAUACACACUUUAAUGUUCUCGGGAUUAAGCUGAACGGCGUCAAGGAGCUCGGUUCUAAUGAUGAAAUUACUACAAAGGCAUAGGACGGGCUGUGACCAGUCGCCUAUGAUGCACAGCUGUCGCAGUAAAUCUCGAAACCCUGAUUAUUUCCGUGUCAGUGGAGUGGCAUUGUGGUUGCUUGAGCAGGCACUUACAAGAUCGGUUCCUGGAUGGCCAGUGCAGUUGCUGGAAAGUGGAAAUCGCCUCUGGAUUGCUUGCAAGGCAUUGUCUGGUGCGGUGUUGAAGACGAUUUUGGCUCGUGGUGCUUUGUCGCGAUAUGUCUGGAUGAUGUCUGUAGAUGGACAAAUGAGCAGAUGAUUCUGAACGUUGAAGUAAGUCUUCAGGAUGAUACGGACCUUCGAGGCGGACUGUGAGGUCCGGCAAGCGAGCACCUCGAACUCCAUAACCAACCCCGGUGCCUUGCCAAUUCCUUCCACGCAAUCGAUCGGCAUAGAUGCCCACAUCUUGUUCUGGACCCGCAAGGACAACUGUUGUGAGGUAUACAUCAGCGGAGGUUGCUUUAUGUUAGCCCCUCUUUCGAGACUCGCCUCUAAGGUUAUAUCCAGCUUCCACGAUUUCGGCGGCAUCGCGCCUCAGGGCAUUGUUAACCAUGUUCGGGUCGAAGCCUUGUUCAAUGACUAGAGGGUGGAAUGGAGGCAACCCCCUGGAAGGAAGUUCAGCAUAAGUCAAGGACAGCACAGGGGAGAGUGGACAAACGUGAAAAAGACAUCUACAUCACCACAGCCAGGAUUCCUCACUGGCGGCCGAGGACCAAAAUGAGCCAUCGUGCUGCCGAAAAAGGCGAUCGUGGCGAAGAUGCGAAUUCCAACCAUGUUGUGCGGCUAGAGGAUACGAGGAGCAGAGGAUCUGAAUGGACGCGGAGGAUUAGCCUGAAUUGUCUCGGUUGUGGUAGGAUAGAAUUUGGCUUUUCGUUGUGCCCUUGUAGGAGGCCUAGGACUUUAUAUUCCUCACAAUGCUUAACAUCUUGUCCUCCGA